This is a messenger RNA of Arabis nemorensis, 1077 nucleotides long. NCBI's taxonomy places the organism in Eukaryota, Viridiplantae, Streptophyta, Magnoliopsida, Brassicales, Brassicaceae. The record is from the annotation of a GenBank genome assembly.
AUGGAGGAAGAACUCAAGAGCUUGAUCAAAGUAUGGAUCUCUGCAAUAAUCUCUAUAUCUUAUUGUUACUACUUAACACCCAGAAUCAAACCUGGUGUUCCUCGAUUACUCUCUGUUUCCCCCGUUCUUGCUCUGUUUCUGGCACUUCCUCUGUUUUUCUCCACUGUGCAUCUAUCUUUAAUCACGGCGUUUUCCGUCACAUGGCUCGCCAAUUUCAAACUCAUACUCUUCUCCUUCGAUAGAGGUCCUCUAAUACCUAUUCCCGCCAAUCUCUCCCGAUUCUUCUGCUUCACUUUCUUCCCCAUCAAAACCCAUCAAAACCCUAAAUCUCAAAACCAUUUGCCCAAAUUGGUUUUUGCCAUUAAAGUUGCCAUCUUUGGUGUGAUAUUACAUUUGUAUGGCUUCAGAAAAACUCUGUCUCCGACUCUGCUACGUGCUCUCUAUUUUCUGCAUCUUUACUUAGAGAUUGAGAUUAUCUUAACGUUCAUCAGAGUUGUCGUUUUUAUCUUUCUUGGCUGCGACCUCGAGCCACAGUCCAAUAAUCCAUACUUAGCCACCUCUCUUCAAGACUUUUGGGGUCGUCGGUGGAACCUCAUGGUUCCGGCGAUUCUCCGGCCAGCCGUUUACGCCCCCAUGCGGCGAGUCUCUGAACGCCGAAUUUGCUCUGGUUGGGCUCUGUUUCCGGGGAUUUUAGCGGCGUUCGCCGUCUCUGGUUUGGCUCACGAAUUGUUGUUCUUCUAUUUAACUCGUGAGAUGCCCACAUGGGAAGUUACUCUGUUCUUUGUGUUACAUGGCGUUUGCACGGCGGCGGAAUUGGCGGUGAGGAAGAAGACGACAGUGAUGCAGCGGUGGCGGUUGAGUCCGAUGGUUUCACGGCUGCUCACGGUGGGGUUUGUGUUUGUGACCAGUGGUUGGUUGUUUACACCUCAGCUCGUGAGGAGCGGCGUGAUGGAGAGAUACACAUAUGAAGCUUUGUCGUUCGUUGCUUUCGUUAGCACAAGUUAUUUACUUUUUUGGGGAUAUUUACGACGAGUGUUGUAUAAAAACACAAGGGACUUAUUAGAGCAUCCAAAAUGA